Messenger RNA from Gigantopelta aegis, 4524 nucleotides. RefSeq names its product UDP-N-acetylhexosamine pyrophosphorylase-like. NCBI's taxonomy places the organism in Eukaryota, Metazoa, Mollusca, Gastropoda, Neomphalida, Peltospiridae. The record is from RefSeq and is a predicted model, not a curated record. Gene Ontology annotation, biological process: UDP-N-acetylglucosamine biosynthetic process. The coding region runs from base 220 to 1785 and encodes 521 amino acids. Gene Ontology annotation, molecular function: UDP-N-acetylglucosamine diphosphorylase activity. The transcript is spliced from 11 exons.
CCGGUUUGCGAGCCGAAAACUCAUAAAAUUUGACGUAUCAAUAUUUUAUUUUAUUCUACGUUUACAGUUGCAUGAAAAGUUGUGAACAGGUGAAGACCAAGUGUAUGUUUGACAAAAACAAGAUACCAACAGUUUUAAGUCUUAUGAGUUAGCCAGAUCUAGUGUUGACCAUCCACAAACCAUUUAGCAGCGAGUGAAUCGUGUGAUUGCGACUUAAAGAUGGAUAUGGAAUCUCUCCAGUCUGACCUCAAACAGUACGGCCAGGAGCACCUGUCCAAGUUCUGGCCGGAGCUGACCGAGUCGGACAAGGAACAUCUCUACAAGGAACUGUCGGGUAUGAACCUGCAGGAAGUGACCGCCUUCUUCAAAACGGCAGAGAAAUCCCUGCAGAACGCCUCAGAGAAGAUCGACGAUCAUUUGCAACCACUUUCAGCUGAUGUGUGUGGCAGUCUGGCCAGGUGUGAUAAGGCUACACUGAAAAAUUACCAACAUCAAGGUCUAACAGCAAUUGGGGAUGGCAAGGUGGCAGUGUUGCUGCUGGCGGGAGGUCAAGGCACACGGCUGGGAGUUCCCUACCCCAAGGGGAUGUACAACGUGGGACUUCCGUCCAGAAAAACUCUCUACCAGCUGCAGGCUGAAAGAAUCCUCAAGGUGCAGAAAUUGGCACAGCUCACCCGAGGACAGAAAUGUGUCGUUCCCUGGUAUAUUAUGACCAGUGAGCACACAAAAGAACCCACUCUAGAAUUCUUUACAAAGCACAAUUACUUUGGCCUCCAGAAAGAAAAUGUCAUCAUAUUUGAACAGAACUUGCUGCCCUGUUUCGACUUUGAUGGGAAAAUUAUACUACAGACUCCGUCUAAAGUGGCCCUAGCACCAGAUGGUAACGGAGGCCUGUACCGUGCCCUGCGUGACAGCAAGGUGUUGGACAACAUGGAGCAGCGUGGUAUCCAGUACAUCCAUGUGUACUGCGUCGACAACAUCCUCGUCAAGAUGGCAGACCCAGUCUUCAUCGGAUUCUGCAUAUCCAAGGGAGCCAACUGUGGUGCAAAGGUUGUGGAGAAGGCAUUUCCGACGGAGGCGGUGGGUGUGGUGUGUAAGGUGGAUGGCCGGUACCAGGUGGUGGAGUACAGUGAGAUUACACUGAAAACUGCCGAGAAGCGCAACGCGGAUGGAAGACUGACGUUCAGUGCCGGCAAUAUAUGCAAUCACUUCUUCACAUUCGACUUUCUGAAACACGUUUCUCAUCCAGCACAAGAAGCUCAACUGAAACAUCAUGUCGCCAAAAAGAAGAUUCCGUAUGUUGCAGACGACGGCUCUUUGCACAAACCGACAAAACCUAACGGAAUUAAAAUGGAAAAAUUUGUGUUUGAUGUUUUUCAGUUUGCAACUGACAGGAACUUUGCCGUGUGGGAAGUACUCCGAGAGGACGAGUUCUCUCCCUUGAAGAAUGCAGACACUGAGGCGAAAGACACCCAGACAACGUGUCGCCAUUCCUUGUACAGUCUUCACCACAGAUACAUCCUGACAGCCGGUGGCAAGUUCAUACAGAAGGAUGGCACCCCGCUCCCUGAUAUACCGAGGACAGUUCAAAAUGGCAAAGGAGACCGUCGACAAACAAGUGAUCAUCAUUCUGACGACGAUCUCAUUGUGUGUGAAAUAUCGCCAUUAGUUUCUUAUGCAGGGGAGGGCUUGGAAGAUCUAGUGCAGGGGAAGAGCUUUCUGUGUCCCGUGUUGAUAGAACUUCAGAACGGGGAGCCAUCCAUACACCAAAGCAAUGGACAGUGAAGACUGCACUUUUUAUACGUCCUUGUACCGAUAAAAUAUGGCAAGAUAUGUCGUGAUAACAUAUUGUCUAUGUUGUAUUAUUAUGUAAUAAAUAUAUUGGCUAUCCACACAACUUGCUGAAACGGUCCAUAUAAUAAAAUUGAAAUAUUGUAUGGAAACAGGUUUUUUUUAAUGGUGCAAUACGAAAGGUAAUGAAAUAGAAGGCCAGCACUUAUUAGUGUUUUGUGUAUACAGCCAGCAGUUUAUUAUUUAAAAGUGUCAGUGUUAUACAGCAUUUUACCAAAAUUGCUUCAUGUUAAACCAUUAAAUUUGAAAAUACCCUUUGGUGCCACAGCAUUAUUUAUAAGUAUCAGUGAAGUUGGGUGGUGGUGGUGGUAGUUUUAUCUGCUGAAAUAUAUGAGAUAUAUGUUGCAUUGUAUAUAAUGGUCUUUAUUCUGAUGAACUUGAAUGCUCCUUUGACAGUAACCACCUGGGCUCUAUUCCACAAAACAAUCUCAGCACUACUAUCGUGUCGACCAACUCGAAAAUAUCCACUAUCUCAACUAACCUUUUGCUAUGGUCACCAGCUCUGUUUUGUAAGUGACAUUAUUUAUGGAGGUCAUAGUUAAAUUAGUAAAAAAAAAAUUCUGCUGUUGUAUAGGGCAUGUAUCAUUACACGGUCAAGAACCACAACAGCUGUUCCAAAUCAGUACCCCAUUCAUUCACUAGUUUGGAAUAAAAUGCACCAUAACAGAUGUCUAUUAAUUAGUCUAUUAAUAUGAUUCAUUGUUAUGCCACUGACACUGUUGUCAUUUUAAUCACUGUUGCUAAGCUACAAGACAGUUGGACCAAUUGGACUUGAAGGAACUGCCUGAAGUUUACAGCAAUUGUUAAUAUGUUGCCAACUAACAGACAUUUUUCAAGAAUUGUAAUUAUAUAUUAAAUUUAUUUUUCUGCAUAAAAUUUUAGUGGCUGUAUAUUAAAUGUGUUUCUGAUCCUCCUAGUUUUUGAAAUUGGUUAUACUUCAUUUCAUUUCCUAAUACAUAUUUAUUCGUAUGUACAAUAUUACUGGGAGACCAAAUCCAUUUUGGGCUGCUUACAAAUAUUAGGACAAUCAAAAAAUAUAUAUACACAGACACUAAAAUUCUAAACUAGAAAUUAUAUUUGUGGGUAAUAUUAAUCAUUAAAAGAUUUUAUUACUUGGAAACAUCUUAUAAUUGGCAUCAAACUCAGGACAGUCCCUUUAAUGCUACGUUUUUUCCUCAUUUAGUACAAUCAUAUAGAUUAUAAUUAGUGUUGAUUUCAAAUGUAUAUAAGGGCUGUUUGAGACUUUUUCACAUGGGGUGGGAGCUGAAUGAGAUGACUGAACUAAUCUUUGUUUUAUGGGUCAUUGGUCGGUUGAAAAUAUCUCAGCAUGCAACUAAAGCUAAAUUCUUUUAAUUCAGUUUUUAUUUAUGGGUGAUGUUGAUGGGUAUAUGGAUUUAUAAAAGCCUUUCAACCAGGAUCAUGGGUCAGCUGAAAAUAUUUUACAUGCAACUAAUGCUAAAUUGUUUUAAUUCACUUUUCAUUUAUGGGUGAUGGUGAUAGGUAUUUGAAUUUUAAAAAAACCCAAAACAUUUCGACCUCCCCACCCCUACUCCAUGUGAUCACAUACAACCAGCCUUGAUUUAAAAAAAAUUAAUAUUAAUUUCUAAUAUUUGCAUACAUAGAUUGUUACUUAAUAUAAACCAGCAUUAACUUGCCUGUGGUUUUUUUGUUUGUUAUGAAAUUGUAUACUAUUAUUAAUAAGUAUUGUGUUGUUUCGCCUUAUUUUUGUUACAUAUAUUCUGUUUGCUUUUAAAUGUUGUUUAUUUAAGUUGGAGAUAUAUUUAUGAUUAGUUUCUGUACAUAAGAUAUUUAUAUUUAUCAUACAAUGAAAACCAGCCUUACCAGCAUUUCUGAGACGAUCAGUUUUAUUACAAAUUAUUAAUUUUCAUGUGUCAAAGAUUUAGGUCUACUUCAGAAAUGUUCCCAUAAGUCAUUAUAAUGGAAGAAUUCGACAUUAUUUUAAAAUUUUGCAGCAUUAUGCAAUUUGUAUUAGUGAAGUUUGGGCUGAAUUGUUCAUUUUAUUCUAUAUUAAAAAAAAACAUUUUUAAAUGCCCAUCUCUCCAACCUUCCCCGUGCCAUUAGAAUGUGUGUUAUUUUUAUUUGUAUUCACUAUAUCAUUAUAUACUGAAGUCCAAAGAAAAUGCACCACUAAUUUUCAUUUCUUAUUGCUAUUGCAUGUGUGAGGUUUCUGUAUAACACACAAUAGCCCUAAUCAUUAUUGCUAUCGCAUAUGUGAGGUUGCUGUAUAACACAAAAUAGCCCUAACCCGUAUUGCUAUCGCAUAUGUGAGGUUGCUGUAUAACAAACAAUAGACCUAACCCUUAUUGCUAUCGCAUAUGUGAGGUUGCUGUAUAACACACAAUAGCCCUAACCCUAGUAUACAAUAUUGGGGUCAUAUAUUACCUACCAGAAUACAUCCAGUUAUACAAAAUCAGUUAAAUGUAUUAUUGUUUUUAAUUUUCAUAUCCUUUUUACAAGUACAAAUCUGACUGGAAUUCAGUAUAUAUUUGGGAAGUUGAGUAGUUUAGAUGAUAGCAUUAGAUGGGUGGGAUGCACCUGAUUUUAGUUUAUUUAUUUAUUAUUUCUUUGAGAGAUGUUAAAUUUUAUUUAAUGUAUAUAAAUUAUAAAACCAAAAUAACUAUUCUGUAUGUAACAACAACUCUCCCCUUUCCC